AUUCUUAUUUAAAAUUUAAAGAUCUAGAUUAUAGAUCUAUCAUCUAGAACUAGAUCUAGCAGAUCUAUCAUCUAGAUUAAUCUAGAAAUAGAUAAUCAUAUAUCAUCUAUGUGAUUUUUUUAAAUUUGAAUUGUUCUAUCUCUAUUGGCUAGAUCUAGAAAAAAUAAUGAAAACAUCUAUACAAAGCUAAUAAAUAUCUAGUGAUAUAGAUAAUCUAUAAGCUCGACACCCAAUGGUUGCUCAAUAAAAUUAAAUCUGCUGCUUUGUUUUAACACUCAACUUAAAAUAAAAUCAGAUGUAAAAGAGGGGUGGCGUAGGUAUAUCAAAAUAUAAACCCCAUGAGACAUUUCUUCCCUUGACAACGAUAUUGAAUGCCUUGUAAACUAUAUCAGACAAAAUGCAUUUAAAAAAUGAUUUAAUAAUCUAGUUCUUUCAGUUCAGGUAUUUUCUGGUCAAGCAAGAGGGGAACUACCAGGUGCAAAAGAAAAGACUAAUUGCCAUACACAUCACAUUGAUGGUUAAAAUUUAAGCAAGGUGAGCCUUAUAGAAAAUCCCCUAUAAUUCUGAAUAGAUUUAAUGGAAAGCAAGGGAAGUGUAAUAUACAUGUUCUCCUUUCAAUCCUGAAUCAAAAUAUAUAGUUCUUGCUUGGUUAAUGCACCAUGGGACUAUAAACUACCCUUAGUACCGGAAGCACCCCCAUUAAUAUAUAUGAGGUCAAAAUAGCACUCUUUCAUCCAGUGUACUUUAUCGCCUAGUAGAAAAAUGAUCUUGGACAGGAAUACAAAACUAAAUGUGUUAAAAAUUAGAAAAAUGAAUCGCGCACCAUACUACCAUUACUUCUAUAAUAACUGUCACAGAUCACAUUAUAGAAUUGUGUGUACAUUUCUUAUUUAAAAGAAAUAUAAGCCCUCGACAUGAGUCUCGGGAUUUAAUCCUCAAAUUUAGACACUUGUCAUUCAAGUCAGGAUUUACCCAAGGGACUUAAUUAGUAUGUUUGAAAUCUAUUGGUUGAUUUGAAUUUAAACAAAGACAUUUUUGAAAAGAGUUAGCGCCAGAGAAUUGACGGUAGUAAGAAAGUAAAGUCAGUCGAUAAUAUUAAGUCCUUGUAGCUAGUCACGUUUCUAAGAGCUCUGUUUGAAAAGCCUUUGUAAUAUGUUCCAUGCUCAUUGAUUUGUAAUUUGUACAUAAACUGUACUUACGUUGUAUUUAAUAAAGUUCCAGAGUUUUGUUUUAUCAAAGAAUUGUCAAUUGUGAUUCUAGAUCUUCAUUUUUGUUAACUAUUGAAUUCAAGUAAAAUCCCCGGCAUCACAACACAUCGUGACAUCUCACCACCAGAAUGUUGUUGUGACAUAUUUGGCACUCUCCGACUAACAAAAGUACAUGGACAACUUUUAACGAAAUUUAUUCAAGAUCUAGAUCUGGGACCAAUUUCUAAACUCUUCAAAGGAACUUCAUUCUUAUUUAACGGAGGACAGAAUUUCUGUGUUUAACAGGUCAGUUGGUUAUCGAUAAUUCUUUUAUAAAGAUUUUCGUUAGAGUUACGUCUAACUCACGAAAACUAUUAUUAUAUGUAAUUGGCAAAAGGAAUAAGACCAAUAUACAUAAUAACUGGCAUUAUUAAAAGACCAGUAAAGCAAAUAACUGGCAUUAUUAAAAGACCAGUAAAGCAAAUAACUGGCAAUAUUAAAAGACCAGUAAAGCAAAUAACUGGCAAUAUAAAAGACCAGUAAAUCAAAUAACUGGCAUUAUAAAGAAGACCAGUAAAUAAUCAUUUGAGCAGCACAAAGUAAACAGAAGACCAGAUUUAACCAACUGUUAAACCAGUAAAAAGUACAUCGGCUCAAUAGAUCUAUAUUAUUAUUAUAUCUGAAAUAAAGCCAAAAUCCAGAUAUUGAACAUUUUGCUCCAAUACAAGAAACUAACAAAAAAAUUAAAUAUGGCUUCCAGUUCUAGAACACAACGAUUCUUCGAAUUAAUAGAAUUUGCCAAAGAAAAGCAAAUUUCAAAGCCAGACCAGUGGGCAGAGAAACAAGAAGAGAAAGAAUAUCAAGAGCAAGAAUCUGAAAAACGCAUGCAAUUAGAAGAAAAAAAAUUACAAGAAUCUGAAAAACGCAUGCAAUUAGAAGAAAAAAAAUUGCAAGACGCCAAGAAACAAAGGCAAGAAGCCGAGAAACAAAGGCAACAUGAAAAAGAAAAAAUGGAAUUCGAAAAACAAAAUAAAGAAAGCAUUCCAAUUCAAGGUCAAUCAAAUAUGUUUGACAAAUACAGAUUAAUGAACAAAAUAUCGGCUUUCAACGAAAACAUUGACAAUAUGGACUCGUAUCUCAUAAGAUUUGAAGAAAUAGCUACAACAUCCGGUCUACCUGAAGCACAUUGGUCGAGCUCACUCCUCACCCUUUUGACUGGCAAAGCUGUCAACAUUUGCUCACAACUGUCCAUCAAUGAACGCAGCACUUACUCUGAUAUCAAGGAAGCUCUACUGCGCCAAUACGGAGCAACUUCAGCCAACUAUAGAAAGAAAUUCUAUAAUGAAAGGCCACAGCAAAAUGAUGAUCCUCAAAUUUUUGUAGCUAAUAUGUCAAUGUGGUUUGAUAGAUGGGUAUCCAUGGCAAAAAUAGAAGAAAGUUACCAAGCUCUUCGUCAACAUAUUAUUAUCGACAACAUCACCCAUGCUCACUCAGAAGAUAUUCAAUCCUACAUUAUAGAGAGAAAUCCUACUGAUAUACAGACAUUAACCAAGAUCAUCAGACAAUAUAGAGCAGCCUAUCCAAACAAGUCAGUCAAACCAUCUGUUGAAGAAAAUUUUGUCUGCUUUGCUCAAGACAAAAAUGCAAGAUAUAAGUCAGAUGACAAAGUCAAAUGCAACAAAUGUCAUAAACUAGGGCAUUUCACGUCUCAAUGCCGCAGCAGAACCACAGAAUGUUCAUUUUGCCAUAAAAAGGGUCACCAAAAUCAUGAAUGUUGGAAAAAACAAGCAGUCUCUAAAAAUCAAAAUUUUGAUAGACCCACAUCACCAACUCAAAGAUACAACAAUAGAGAGCAAUACAAUCUCAACAAAGCACCUGGAAACAAUAAACCAGAUAACAACAAACCUCGCUACAGAAGUCAUUCACAGGACUCCAGACCACAAUAUAUGCCAAACAGAAGCUCAUAUAACAGAAGCUAUUACAAUGAGCACUCAACUAUGACAGUCAUUGCAAAGUCCAAUGGUCUCAAAUUUUAUCCAGGCUUUGUAGGAGACAAGAAGGUGGAAGUUCUUCGUGACACCGGAAGCACGUCCACAUUAGUACAUGAACGCUUCGUACACGCAAACCGUUUCACAGGCAACCACGUCCAAGCCACUGCAUUCAACGGAACUGUCAGCAAGUUGCCUGAAGCCAUCAUUUAUGUUACUACACCAUUCUUCAGUGGUCAAACAAAAGCAUUAGUAACACCCAAUCUACCAGUGGACCUAAUCAUUGGAAACAUAGAGGGAGUUAAAGAAUGCACUCCUCAAGAACUUACUGAAUGGACGAAUGCCAUACAGCAAGGUCAAAAAUGUUUAGCAGUAAUGACAAGAUCCAUGACCAGACAACAAGAACAUUUGGCACCUGAACAAGUUAGCCAAAAUAAUCACAUGGCUACCUCAGUUACUCAAGUUAUGCAGAAUGCAACAGAACCAGUUACUAGUCCAGUAGCCAGCAAUAAUCAAGAACAUUCAACAUGGACACCCCCAGUUACAUCAAGCCCAUCCCUACCGGUCAUAAGUCCACCUCCAAUUCCCGAAUGUCCAAUGUUGAACUUUGAAGAACAAGACGAUAUGCCCAGAGUCUCUAACAAUGAUACAAGAACUCUAACUAGUCAAACUGAAGUCCAUCAAGACAAGUCAUAUUUCACACAUGAUGACUUCAAAGAAGAACAGAAACGAGAUCCAACAUUGCGAAUACUUUAUCAGAAGGCUCAAGCAAACAAACAGCUGAAUCUAACAAAUAAACCAUAUUUUCAAGAUGGCCUCCUGGUGAAGAAUGCCAUGCAUAAAGACAAUACCAUUCAGCAAAUAAUAGUGCCACAGAAAUACAGGAAAGAAAUACUGGCAACAGGACAUAACAUUCCACACGCCAGCCAUAUGGGUGUAGUCAAAACUAAAGCCAGAAUCCUCAAAGAAUUUUAUUGGCCAAGUAUCAUUAAAGACGUCAAGAAAUACGUGAAGUCAUGUCAUAUUUGCCAAGUCAAAGGACCUAAGAACAACAAAUCACAGGCACCUAUUCAGGAUAUGGAAUUGACAGACAAGCCAUUCCAAAAAGUCUCAGUUGAUUUGAUUGGUCCUAUGCCAGUAGCUUCAGCAAGAAACCAUCGGUAUGUCCUGACAUUGAUUGACACAUGUACAAGAUGGACAGAAGCAGUACCUCUAGUCAACAUUACAGCACUUGACAUAAUCAGAGCUUUGUCAGAGAUAUUUUCCAGAAUUGGUUUCCCAGAAGUUAUCCUCUCUGACAGAGGCACACAGUUCACAGCUGACAUUACCAAAGACUUCAUGAACAUGUACCACAUCAAGAUGAAGUUCACAACGCCCUAUCAUCCCCAAAGCAACGGGCUUUGCGAACGAUUCAACGGUACUUUGAAGAGGUGCAUUUCAAAAAUAGCACACGACAAUCCACAGAAUUGGGACUUAUUGCUACCAGCAGCUCUGUUUGCAUACAGAGAAAGUCCUCAAGAAACCACAGGAUUCUCACCUUUCGAGAUGGUUUAUGGCGCCAACCCACGAGGACCAAUGGCAAUCCUCAAAGAAGCUAUUAUUCGCCAAAACUCAAUCUCAUCAGAAACCAAGACAGCGUUUCAACAUGUGCAAGAUACCAGAAACAUAGUCAUAUCUGCAUGUGAAAAAGCAAAUGAAGCCACAGCUUAUGGACUAUUCCAUUUCAACUUCAUGCCAUUUGGUCUAGUCAACGCCAGCAGCACCUUUAAUAGAGCCAUUCACAGCAUACUAGGCAAUCGCUCUGACACAGUGUCAUAUAUAGAUGACAUUUGCAUAUUCCAUAAGACAUGGAACGAACAUAUCAAAGGACUACAAGAAGUUUUCAGCAUACUGAAACAACAUGGUUUUACCAUAAAGCCUAGUAAGGUAGAACUAGCCAUGUCAGAAAUAUCCUUCCUGGGUUAUAAAGUCAGCUACAAUUCGCUGAGACCUCAAGAGGACAUUAUUCAACGCAUACUAGACAUCAAAGUCCCCACCAGUAAAAAGCAAGUGAGAAGUAUUUUGGGUCUGUGUAAUUUCUACAGACAUUUCAUACCAGGUUACACAGCACUCAUAGCUCCAUUGAUUGAACUCACUAAAAAAGGACAACCAACGAAGAUUCCAUGGUCUACAAAGCUACAUACCACUAUCGAAAACAUUAAAGCUGAAUUCUCAAGAGACACUAUUCUCAAACUCCCGAAUCCAGAGAAGCAAUUUUACCUAGCCACAGAUGCUUCAUCUUCAGCCAUAGGAGCAUGCCUAAUGCAGAGUUACCAAGACACUUCACAGAAAUGCCAAGAGACGUUGCACCCAGUAUUUUUCAUCAGCAGGAGGUUGUCACCAGCUGAAACCAGAUACUCAACCAUCGAACGGGAAUGUCUAGCCAUUGUAUGGGCCAUUGCCAAGUUCUCCAGAUAUCUACUAGGUGCCCAUUUCACACUCCUAACUGAUCAUGCACCACUAGCAUUUCUAAACUCAAAGAAGUUAGCGAACAGUCGUUUAACUCGUUGGAGUCUACAACUUACAGACUACCAAUUUGAGGUCAAGACAAUUCCUGGACGUGAGAAUGUCUUCGCUGACACACUUUCCAGAUGUAUUUAAUUCUUAACAUAAUUGUAUAUAUAUUUUUCUUCCACAUAUUUUUUCAACAGGUAUUCUAUAUCAGAUGUUACAUUUAUUUUAGCACCAAGCAACCCACUGAGGAAGGUCACUCAUUCAAGAUACUUUUUAAUUAUGUUUCAGCAUCUCUUUACAUAUGACAUGCAUCAGACAUUUUAAUUUUUAAAUCAUGAGCAUUUUAUUUCAGGUAUAUUAUUAUUGCAUAUAUCCUAUUAUGAUAGUACAGAUACAUGACAGACAAUUGGAAUUUUUCAUGUUGAGAUUUAUAUCACAUUGAGUAUUAUUUUCUCAGAAGAUUGUCAUGUACUAUCACAAUUAUUUUUCUAUGUCAAUUUUUCAUAUGCAAUAUAUUUUUUCCAUGUACACAUUUUCACAAAUGAGUUAUAAUGUCAUAUUUUAAUUUCAUCAUGAAGCUUCAUAACUUAUUCAAUUCAAAAUUUAUGCUUUGUACAACUUUUGAUAUUGUUCAUGACAAGCAUUGUCUCAUUUUCAUAACCACUUGUAUAGUGAAACAGGUGUUCAAAGUCAUCAAUAAUUUUAUUCACUGCAUUUACAUAUUUUUUAUCUCCAAGUUGACUUUAUUUUGUCAUAUGUUACCUCAACCAUUUUUCUAUAGUUUCAUGUAUGGUAUUUAUGUAUAUUUAAAUAAUUUGAAUACAUAUGAGCAUUUCUAUUACCAUACAAAUGCUAAAUGGAGAGGGGGGUAAUAUGUCACAGAUCACAUUAUAGAAUUGUGUGUACAUUUCUUAUUUAAAAGAAAUAUAAGCCCUCGACAUGAGUCUCGGGAUUUAAUCCUCAAAUUUAGACACUUGUCAUUCAAGUCAGGAUUUACCCAAGGGACUUAAUUAGUAUGUUUGAAAUCUAUUGGUUGAUUUGAAUUUAAACAAAGACAUUUUUGAAAAGAGUUAGCGCCAGAGAAUUGACGGUAGUAAGAAAGUAAAGUCAGUCGAUAAUAUUAAGUCCUUGUAGCUAGUCACGUUUCUAAGAGCUCUGUUUGAAAAGCCUUUGUAAUAUGUUCCAUGCUCAUUGAUUUGUAAUUUGUACAUAAACUGUACUUACGUUGUAUUUAAUAAAGUUCCAGAGUUUUGUUUUAUCAAAGAAUUGUCAAUUGUGAUUCUAGAUCUUCAUUUUUGUUAACUAUUGAAUUCAAGUAAAAUCCCCGGCAUCACAACACAUCGUGACAUCUCACCACCAGAAUGUUGUUGUGACAAUAACCAUCAAAAUAAAGACGCAUUAGUGAAAAUACUGUGAGAUGUCCGAUAUCGGAUACAAAAGUGGUGUUUUCAAUAAGGCAGCUUUACUCUGGCUCUAGUCUAACAAUUUAAAUAGAUCUAUCAUUUAUUCAUUCUGAUUCUCUUU
This is a messenger RNA of Biomphalaria glabrata, 7192 nucleotides long. RefSeq lists its product as uncharacterized. The record is from RefSeq and is a predicted model, not a curated record. Gene Ontology annotation, biological process: DNA integration. The transcript is spliced from 2 exons. Gene Ontology annotation, molecular function: zinc ion binding; nucleic acid binding. NCBI's taxonomy places the organism in Eukaryota, Metazoa, Mollusca, Gastropoda, Planorbidae. Bases 1937 to 5815 code for a protein of 1292 amino acids.